This is a messenger RNA of Gossypium raimondii (Peruvian cotton), 2323 nucleotides long. Its product is annotated as aberrant root formation protein 4. Bases 304 to 2115 code for a protein of 603 amino acids. The transcript has 14 exons. Gene Ontology annotation, molecular function: ubiquitin-protein transferase inhibitor activity. Gene Ontology annotation, cellular component: cytoplasm. Lineage: Eukaryota; Viridiplantae; Streptophyta; Magnoliopsida; Malvales; Malvaceae. The record is from RefSeq and is a predicted model, not a curated record.
UAUUUGAAACUUCUCUCUUUCUUCGAUCAUCAUCUUCCUCCUACUAUCACCCGUAUCUUCUCUGUCGUCUCUGCAAAUCAGGUUUUUUUUCUUUCACUUCUCCUCUCAGUUUUCACCCACCGCCGUGUCAGCUGGUUUUUUCCGGAUCUGACCCAUAUCCCGUGUCGGAUCGUGUCGACUCGGGUACGGUACCCUAUAUUGCCGAGUCCGGGUAAUGAAGAGCAGAGCCCAGUAGCAUCAACGGCUUUGCUUUUGUAGCAAUCAAACUCAGUGAGUCUCUUAGCAGAGACGUUUGAAGAUACCAUGUCUGCUGAGAAGACACCGAUUGACGGAUCUUCUUCUGCUAAUACUCUCCUUCAACUCCAUCAACUGCUAACUUCAUGCUCCAAGUCGAUAAGCGGUGGAAACUUUAGUCAAUCUCAAACCUCAGUGUCAAAGCUCAUCAACUUUCUCGAUUCCGUGUCAGACGCUUCCAUUUCAGAGCUAGAGCCAGGUGCAAAGGAGAAUGCAUUCAAAAUUCUCUCUGGAAUUUAUGAAUUUUUGUGCUCGCCUUCUCUAAAUCAGGAGAAUAUUGAUGCUCUUUCUUUUGAGUUGCCAAAGUCAGCUUCAAAAUUUGCAGGAGUUUCGCCUCAGUGUUUGGAGAUUUCUGAUAAUAUUAUUCAUCGAUUUAUAGAAAAAUGUAGUCCUCGUGACAUGCUUCCGAUUCUUUGCGAGGCAUUAGAUUCUCCAAAUAAGACAGUUCAAGCUGCUACAUAUGUUUGUCCUCUUAUAAGUGGACUUUCAGAUGUGUUUAUUUCCCUUCAGAGGCGCCAUUUUGAACAAAUUAAAGUUGCAGUGCCAGUUGUUGUUAAAGUUGUCAAAGCCAUUUCUACCGAAUCAGACUAUGAAGAUACAGAACUGGAGACUUUGUUUGAGAGAAUUGUUGUAAAUGCUCUCUCUAUACAAACAGUUUGUAGAAAAUUGGAGGAUGGAGAAAAUGAAAAGCUUCGAGCUCUACUUGGUCUAUAUGUCUUGCAAAUCUUGGCAUUGGUUUCAGUUAGCCGUAAUUAUCUUCACUUUGCAUUGCGACUGGCAAGCAUCCUUCCUUAUUCUGGUAUAUCUGGCCUUGGUUUGAUAACUGGAUAUAGUGUUGACACAAUGUCUCACAUUGUUAUUGGAGAGGAUGAAGAAGAUUGUUCGAGCUUUUCAUCCCAUAUUUAUCUUGGUGCAUCACUUUCAGUGGUUUGGGCACAAAAGCAUGAUGAAUUUGCUCAAGCUGCAAAGUUUGAUUUUGGUGCUAUUAAGACAGAACUUCAAAAUAACCCGACAAAAAGAUGGCAAGCAGUUGGCAUGUUAAAGCACGUAUUUGCAUCUAUUGAUCUUCCAUGGGAAUUUAAGAGAUACACUGUCGAUUUCUUGCUUUAUAUAACAAGUGGAGAUAUCUCCAAUAAGUUAGGGCAUAAUGAUUGCUCUCUUUACAUGACUAGCCUUUUUUCUUCUUUGCAGGCACUUACAAUGAUUAUCAUAUAUGCAUCAGAUACAGUGCUAAGGAAAAAUGCCUUCGAAGCACUUAAAAGGGUUUUGGGUGAUAUUCCAAAUUCUCAGAGAUUUGACAUUUUAAAAGCUCUAAUUAAAAAUAGUGACUCCUCCUCUAUGGUUGCAAUUCUUCUUGAUCUUGUUAGAGGGGAAAUGCACAGAGAGCGUAUCCUGAGAACAUCACUACAGAAAAAUGAAGCCUUAGAGGCUGACAGUAAAACCUGUCAAAGCACUUUAUUUUGGAGUACAAGCAUCCUUGAAUUGGUUGAGUCAGUUUUGAGGCCUGACACUGGAGGGCCACCAAUCCUUCCUGACAAUAGUGAUGCUGUUCUAUCUGCCCUUAACCUGUACAGAUUUGUAUUGAUGACAGAAGCAGCAGAAAAAACCAACUACACUGGAUUGCGGUCCAAGAACAAUUUGCAGAAGGCAUAUAAUGAAUGGGUCCUACCUCUACGAAUGCUUGUGGGAGGCAUUGCAGCAGCGAAUAAGAAUGAUAUUGAUCAACAUGCAGUUGACACCGUAUGUGCUCUGAAUCCACUUGAGUUGGUUUUGUAUCGGUGUAUCGAACUCGUUGAAGAAAAUUUGAAACAUUUAGCCUAGCAUGCUCGAGUGUUUGGUGCUCAAGCCAUUUAUUGGGGAAUUCCUCACAACAUCUAAAGCCAUUAUAUCGAAGUAGGCAAUGCUAAUACAGUAAUAUUGUUGUUCCAAUGUGGGAUGUUGUGUAGUAACUGUCUUGUACCCAUGAAUGAUCAUGGUCAAUUUAAACAUUUUUUCACAGCUCCAAAAAGUCAACUAAAUUUGGUUUAAA